Lineus longissimus is the source of this 3489-nucleotide messenger RNA. RefSeq names its product exosome RNA helicase MTR4-like. The coding region runs from base 2 to 3124 and encodes 1040 amino acids. Gene Ontology annotation, cellular component: nucleus. The transcript has 23 exons. Gene Ontology annotation, biological process: maturation of 5.8S rRNA; RNA catabolic process. The record is from RefSeq and is a predicted model, not a curated record. Lineage: Eukaryota; Metazoa; Nemertea; Pilidiophora; Heteronemertea; Lineidae. Gene Ontology annotation, molecular function: RNA binding; ATP binding; RNA helicase activity.
CAUGGCCGAUGAAGAUCCUUUUGGGGAUGAAUUGUUCAAUGUUUUCGAUCAAAAAUCCUCUUCAGAUUCUAAAGAUGCAUCUAGUGACCAGCCGAGUGAUAAAGAGCAAGGCAAAGGUGGCCCUUGUAAAAAAUCAAAGGCCAGUGAGCUGCUGAAGAAACGGAGCACUGCUGCUGCGGCAGAUGUUGUGGAGUUAGAAGAUGCAUCUCCUCAAUCCAAAAAGAUUAAAGUGACAGUAGAGGAAGAUCUAAGUGCGUCAGAGGUCCUUCCCAGGAUUCAAGUCCAUACGGUUGAUACUGUAGAGAGUUGUACACAUGAGGUUGCUAUAUACCCUGGUGAUGAAUAUGUACCACUUGCACUGCCCUCAACAACACCUGCAAAGGAAUAUCCAUUCAUUCUAGAUCCAUUUCAAAAGGAAGCUUUGCUCUGCCUUGAGAACAACCAAUCUGUCCUUGUUUCGGCUCAUACUUCAGCAGGAAAAACAGUGGUUGCAGAGUAUGCAAUAGCAAUGUCAUUGAGGGACAAACAGAGGGUCAUCUAUACAACACCUAUAAAAGCUUUGAGCAACCAGAAGUACAGAGAACUGUUUGAAGAGUUUCAAGACGUGGGUCUCAUGACUGGUGAUGUUACGAUUAACCCAUCAGCGAGUUGUCUGGUUAUGACCACUGAGAUCUUGCGAAGUAUGUUGUACCGAGGUUCAGAGAUCAUGAAAGAGGUUGCCUGGGUUGUGUUUGAUGAGAUCCACUACAUGAGAGAUAAGGAGCGUGGUGUUGUCUGGGAAGAAACCAUCAUCCUCCUGCCUGAUAAUGUACACUAUGUGUUCCUCUCUGCUACCAUUCCAAAUGCCAGGCAGUUUGCUGAGUGGAUCUGCUACUUACAUAAACAUCCCUGCCAUGUUGUCUACACAGAAUACAGACCUACCCCACUGCAGCACUACAUUUACCCUGCUGGAGGAGAUGGCCUGCACCUUGUAGUGGAUGAAAAUGGUGAAUUCCGUGAAGACAACUUCAACACAGCCAUAGCCUGUCUGAGCCAAGCAGAGGAGGCUUCAAAAGGGGGUGCAAGAGGAGGACGCAAAGGAGGCCCUAAAGGGGAAUCAAGUUGUUUUAAAAUAGUCAAAAUGAUCAUGGAACGAAAUAUGGCACCAACGAUUGUGUUCAGCUUCAGUCGGAAGGAUUGUGAAGGAUACGCGUUACAGAUGUCGAAAUUGGAUUUGAAUUCAGAUGAAGAAAAAGUCUUAGUGUCGGAAGUCUUCAACAAUGCCAUGGAUGCUUUAUCAGAGGAAGACAAAAAACUACCCCAGGUUGAGCAUGUGUUACCACUUCUAAAGAAAGGCAUUGGCAUCCAUCAUUCCGGUUUACUACCAAUCCUAAAGGAAACCAUUGAGAUUCUCUUCGCUGAAGGCCUCAUCAAGGCACUGUUUGCCACUGAAACCUUUGCCAUGGGUUUGAACAUGCCCGCCAGGACAGUGCUGUUCACGACCGCAAGGAAGUUCGAUGGACGAGAAUUCAGAUGGAUUUCCUCUGGAGAGUACAUCCAGAUGAGUGGUCGUGCUGGUCGCCGUGGUAUUGACGAGCGAGGUAUCGUUGUCCUCAUGCUGGAUGAAAAGAUGAGUCCAGGAGCAGCAAAACAAGUCAUCAAGGGGCAACCAUCUUUCCUGAACAGUGCCUUCCACUUGACAUACAACAUGGUGCUCAAUCUGCUCAGAGUGGAGGAGAUCAACCCUGAAUACAUGUUAGAGAAGUCAUUCUACCAGUUCCAGAAUUAUGCAGCCAUUCCUGAACUAUUCGAGAAGGUAAAAAAGCUGGAGAAUGAUUACAACAGUGUGGUGAUACCUAAUGAAGAGCAAGUCAGUACUUACUACAAGAUUAGACAGCAGCUCGAUAACCUGGCUAAAGAACUGAUGGGGUAUCUCACCAAACCUCAGUAUGUGCUGCCUUUCCUGCAGCCAGGACGUUUGAUCAAGGUGGUGAAUGGAGAAGAUGACUUUGACUGGGGUAUUGUGGUAAACUUCCAGAAGAAAGCAACUCAGAGUAAGGCACCCAAUCCUAAUCCUAAUGAAACUGAGGCAGUCUACGUGGUGGAAUGUUUGCUCCACCUCACAAAGGAGAGCGCGAGGAACAGUAACACAGCAAACAUCAAACCAUGUCCACCAGGAGAGAAAGGAGAAAUGCAGGUUGUUCCCAUAAUGCUGAGCCUCAUCACCGCCAUCAGCACGAUUCGUGUGUACAUCCCUCAAGAUCUGCGGCCUCUUGACAACCGACAGAGUGUUCUAAAGGCAAUCCAGGAGGUGAAGAAAAGGUUUGAUGGUAUUCUUCCUGUACUUGAUCCCAUUGAGGACAUGAACAUCAAAGAGAGAGGUCUCAAGGAUAUUAUCAAAAAAACUGAAGCAUUUGAACACCGUAUGUAUUCUCAUACAUUGCAUAAAAACCCCAAGUUGGAUGAGCUGUACAGUCUCUACCAGAAGAAAAUGAAGGUUGGUCAAGAUAUCAAAGCCAGUAAGCAAGAUCUGAAGAAGAAACGAUCCCUGCUCCAUAUGGAUGAGCUCAAGUGUAUGAAACGGGUGCUACGUCGGCUAGGGUAUGCUACAGCCCAGGAUGUCAUUGAGUUGAAGGGCAGGGUGGCUUGUGAAAUCAGCAGUUGUGACGAGCUCCUUGCUACUGAGCUUCUCUUCAAUGGCGUCUUCAAUGAUAUCACUCCAGCCCAGUGCUGUUCCCUACUCAGCUGUUUUGUCUUUGGAGAAAAAGCUAAUGAGAUGCCCAAGUUAACGGAGGAGUUAUCUGGACCUCUCAGGAUUAUGCGGGACACGGCGAGGAGGAUAGCGCGGGUUAGCAAUGAAGCUAAGUUGGAGAAAGAUGAAGAGAGCUACCUGGAUUCCUUCAAACCUCAUAUGAUGGAUGUCAUCCAUGCUUGGUGUAAAGGAGCCACAUUCUUACAGCUGUGUAGAAUGACAGAUGUCUUUGAAGGUAGUAUCAUUCGUUGUAUGAGACGGUUGGAAGAGUCCCUGAGACAGAUGGUUCAGGCAGCAAAAGGCAUUGGCAACACAGAACUGGAGAAUAAAUUCUCGGAAGCAAUAACACUACUGAAGAAAGACAUUGCCUUUGCUGCGAGUUUGUAUUUGUAAUAACAGGAUAUUUCAAUUGGAUAUACUGGCAACUCCAUUUGGAUUUCCUUGCACACUGUAGACAACCUGGAUCAAUCAUGAUGAUACCGAAAGGGACAAAUAUGGGGCGUCUACAGGCACUCCUGGAACUCUACAUGUCAUGAUAUGUACACUCCCAUCCAUUACAGGCAAGUGCAGCCAACCUGGAAGGCCUGAUGGCUCCUGACUGGGGUUACAGUAACAGCACUGCACAAAGUUGUGACUUGUAUGUUAGGUGGUUUACAGUCUGGUGUGGUGUAAUUGAACAGACAUUAUUUUAUCUAGUUUGGUCGAAAAUUGUAACUGUUUUGUCUGUUCAUGUAUUUCAAAUAAAAGUAAGAAACAGA